AUGGCCGAGGCGGACUCUCAGCACCAGGACCAGGACCAGGACCCUCAGCACCAGGAGCAGCGGGAGCAGGUGGAACGCGGGGCGGGGAACCUGUCCGCUCUGCCUGGUCUACAGAGCGCCGAGGCCACCGCUCUGCAGACCAGGAUCAAGACCUCCAUCUGCAAAUCUGUUCAAUCCCAAGUGGAAAACAUUCUGCAAGAUGUUGAGAAGUUCUCAGACAUCGAGAAACUCUACCUCUACCUUAAGUUGCCUUCUGGUCCCAGCAGCAGCUGCUGCUCCGAGAAAAGUGAGCAGAGCGCGCUGUCGUCCAGCCGCACUCAGCAGAUGCACGCGUUCAACUGGAUACGCAAUCAUUUAGAGGAAUAUCCAGAGACGUCUCUGCCCAAACAGGAAGUCUACGAUGAAUACAAGGGCUUCUGUGAUAAUCUCAACUAUCCUCCACUGAGCGCCGCUGACUUUGGCAAAAUGAUGAAAAACGUCUUCCCCAACAUGAAGGCGCGUCGACUCGGCAUGAGAGGGAAAUCUAAAUAUUGUUACAGUGGAUUAAGGAAGAGACCGUUUGUUCACAUGCCAGCGUUACCUUCUCUGGAUCUCCUGAAAAGUGCAGAAGGAUGUGAUGUCCUGGAGUCUCCGGCUCAGCUGAGCAGCAUAAAGGAGGAGGUGCGGUUUGCAGCAUGUGACCUGGUGUGUGAGUGGGCUCAGAAGGUUCUGAAGCGUCACUUUGACUCUGUGGAAGAUCUCGCUCGCUUCCUCAUCGACAGCCAUUACAUCAGCAACAAGUCUCUGGCUGCUCUCACGAUUGUGACUGGAACAACAGAGGUGAAGACCCCACAGUCGGUCUCAGCGUUCAUUCCCACGGCUGAGGCUCAUUCCUUUCAGCCUCAGGUGUCGAACCUGUCGUCACCUUCUGUCGAUGCAAAGCAGCAGCUUCAGAGAAAGAUCCAGAGGAAGCAGCAGCAGCAAGAACAGAAGCUGCACUCUCCUUCACCAGGAGACGAGCAAAGCAAGAGGGAUGACGACAGUAGCCCCGCCCCUCACUCACCACCUCCGUCCAUAGGCAUCACGGUUGCUGCUGUACCGAGUCCCAUCAUGGAACACAGAAGCAGACAGCUGCUGUCCCAGAGUCCUCUGACCACAGUGGAGAGCAAAGUGCUGCCCGUCAACUUCCAGAUGGUGACACAGUCAGUUCAGCCGGUGAAGCAGAGUCCAAGAACCCUGCAGAACAUUCUGCCCACUUCAGCUCGCCAGCGUUACGCUCAGAUUCUGCCCAAACCUUUGAGCACAACUACCAUCGCUCUGCACUCUCCCUCUGCCAUGAUCAUCGCCAACAGCCCCAUCAAAACUGUGAUGACCACGUGUCACGUCAGCCCGCUCAGUUUGGUCAAGAUGACCUCCAUUUCUCUGGCCCCCAGCAGCAGCAGCAGCAGCAGCAGCAGCAGCAGCAGCUUCAGCAGCAGCAGCAGCAGCAGCAGCAGCAGCACACCCCUGACUAACAGCACUCUGCGCUCGGCCUCUGCAGGUGUCAGCAGUUCUGCAGCUGCAGAGGACGAGGGCUCCAGUCUAAACAUAAGGAGUAGUUCUGCAGUCCCCAGUUUAGCAGCAGCAGUCAGCAGCAGUCGUCACAGUGUGGAUGUUGAGAUGGAAGUGGAAGCGAUUCAUAAAAACAGCCAAAUACAAAGUCCCAGCCGUCUCAUUUUGACUGAAGGACAAACAACGAGUAGAUGUGGAGCUGCUGCACAGAGAGCGGCCAGUGUUCCCAUCCCUCACAGCAGAGGCUUCUUAGGUCUGGAGGAAAUAUCUGUUUGUAAACACACAGCAGCUGUUAACAGCAAUAAUAACACUCUGCACCCGACUGCCUCCCCUCAAAACACCAGCACUGCUCCUUUACUGAGCACCAGUGGAGACAACAGUAACGCGGCAUCAGCAAAGCAAGGGUUCUUAUCCAUUAAGAGCCUCAGGAAACGCUCGGGUCUCAGUCCAGAUCUUUCACCGGUCAAAAGGGUUUUCAUGCCCCAGCAGACAGCAGGGGGCGCUGCUGGUCUUGGAUAUGGCGUCAGAAAGACGGCGGGUUACGUCUCAAAGGCAGGAGGUCCAGUUCGACCUGAAAGUGCACCAGCGAGCAGGGAGGUGGAAGCCUGGACCGCUCACACACUCUGCACCUCCUCUUUCAGAAGCAGUGGAUUUUACUCUGUUGCUAAAACACAGAAUUCCAUCCUGAGAAAAAACACCGGCACUGUUGUGGAAACUAGCAGCUCCGUCAGUCACGUGUUACCACGGCAACAGCAGGGACCAGAGAACCCCGGCCUCCACAAACAUCCAGGAGACUCAGCCACAGGAAACCUGGACGCAGCUCAGAGCUACACUCAGUUCAGCACUGCUACUGCUACUGCUGCUGCUACUGCUGCUACUGCUACUGCUGCUGCUACUGCUGCUGCUGCUGAUGCUGAUGAUGAUGAUGAGCCCUUAGAGUUUCUGAGUCAGGCUUCAUCGUGCAGUCAAAUGCCUCUGCAGACAGACAUGGAUUACUUCCACUUUGACGAUGACGUCACUCAGGACAGCAUCGUGGAGGAGCUGGUGCAGAUGGAGGAGCAGAUGAAACUCAACAGGCUGCGGGAGUUUGGUGUCUCUGUGCCGGACAACAUCAUGUCCACUAACCAGUCCACGGCAGCUUUCUAUCAUCCUGCAAACAGCAGCUGUAACCUCAUCCAAACUCCCACGCCCACGUCAGAGAUGAUGGGAGGAGCUCCGGGCCUCAGCGGGGAGAGUCCUUGCUCCCGCAUGGCCUCCACCACUCCUGUGGACAGCGCACUGGGCAGCAGUCGUCACACUCCGGUCGGGACUCCGCUGUCGGGCUGCAGCAGCACGGUGCCUCCCAGUCCCGUGGAGUGCAGGAAUCCGUUUGCAUUCACACCCAUCAACUCCAGCAUCACUGGUUUCCAUGACGACAGCACCGUCUCCAGCAGCCCCGUCAAACCCAUGCAGAGGCCGAUGGCGACGCACCCUGACAAGACCAGACUGGAGUGGAUGAAUAACAGCUACAGCAGCAGCAGCAGCAGCAGCAGCGGGAGUUUAACCAGGUCCAGCAGUGGGAUGGGAAUCCUGCCCAGUUAUCAGAGUCUGACUGACGACCACUUUCAAAAACCUCACGCUUUCGCCGUCCCUCACGUGCGACACCAUGACGGCAGCUUUGGUCGCUUGACUCCGGUGUCGCCGGUCGCUAACAUGACUAAGCAGGAAGGCUUCGCUGUGCCCGCUCCUCUGGAUAAUAAAGCAAUAAACAACGUGUCUGCUGCACAUUUCCGAUGUCGCAGUGUGAGUCCCGCCGUGCAUCAGAGGAACUUCUGUGGAAACUCUGUGAACUCUGCGCUCAGUGGCCUCCGCUCAGCCGCGUCUCCCUUCAACACUCCUGUCACUCCUGAGCUGUUCACCAUGAGCAGCAUGGCCCAGCGCAGCCGCUCUGUGCCGCUCAACGUCAUGAUGCAGACGGAGGUGCUGCCCGCGCCGGGUCAGCAGUGCAGCAGCAACAUCAGCAGCAACAUCAGCAGCGUCCUGCUGAACAAGCUGGACGGCGACCAUGACGACGCUUUACGAGGUCUGGCCGUCGGGAGUUUAUCCUCCAGCUACAACGCACGUAUGAACCUCACUCAGAUUCUGGAGUCUGACCCCAGCCACCUUCUGAUGACCUCUGACCCCACCAGGACCUGCAAGUUACUGAUGGAAAAUGCAGUUCACGAACAAAUGAUUCUCUCAUCGAGUGACGAGGAGCAGCUGCAGGCACAGUCCAUGCUCUUACGUCUCAACCAUCAUCAGCAGCAGCAAGGGCAGCAGCAGCAACAGCAUCAUCAGGAGCUGCACCAUCAGCAUCAGCAGCAUCAUCAGGAGCUGCAGCAGCAACAGCAUCAUCAGGAGCUGCAGCAACAGCAUCAGCAGCAUCACCAGGAGCUGCUGCAGCAGCAGCAACAGCAUAAUCAGGAGCUGCAGCAGCAGCAUCAUCAUCAGGAGCUGCAGCAGCAGCAUCAGCAUAAUCAGCAGCAUCUGCAACAGCAUCAUCAGCAUCAGCAUCAUCAUCAGGAGCAGCAACAGCAGCUGGAUUUCAGCAGCACGGUCAAAGACCUGCUGACAGACCACAGCCUCUCGGGUGGGCGUGGCCUGGUCGAGCAGGUGUCGGAGCUGACGGCAGGUGGAGCAGAUUUCCUCUCUGCAAAUAUCAAUGAUCUGAAUUCACUGGACACAAACCUGCUGUUUGAUCCGAGCCAGCAGCAGCAGAGCCAGUAUCCACAGUCCGGUCCUGAGGAGCUGUUUGAGCAGAUCACAGGUGAGACACCACAUCCAAGUGGACUGGACUGGUUCGAGAGCAAAGACCAGACCAGUGUUGGACUGAUGGGCUGAGGACAGAGCUCUGUGUGUUCAGGCGUUUACAUUUUAUAAAGUUUAACCCCCAAGAGUUUGACCCAAGUGCAUUUCCUCGUGGUAAAGAGAGGAAACUCUUUUAGUGUUCUGUCUUUGAAACAGAGCCAUUAUUAUUGUCUUUGUAUGAACAAUAAUGAAAUCAAUGACUCCGUCUCUUACAGCAAUAAUCAUUUCUAUCAUUUUAAAUCUGAGGCUUUAUAGAAACAUCGUCCUCGUCGUAGGAGCUUUAGGUGCUGGACUGUUUCCAGGACAAUCGGAUUUCAUGUAAAUGCAUUUAAAAUCAUUGAUGAUACGUCGAUCAGUGUGUUGGUGAACUAAAAAUCAAUGUUUUAUCUAAUCACAAACAUAAUAGUGGGACAUGUGAAUGAUUAUGUGAUUAUUAUGUGACAGUUAUUACACUUCCAGCUUGUACCUUUAAGAGACAAGUUACUGCCUUAUUUUUACUAAAGUUAAGAAAAACAUUCUGAUUUAAUCAUGACUAUAAAGUUCAAACGAAUCCCUUUAAUCUAUUAUGCAAAAUCUGCUUCUGUGGAUUGUUGAAUCCAAAGAGAUCGUAUCAUAGCAACACACACACACACACAUGCGCGUGUGCAGUCUGGUGCACAGACGAUCAACUCUCUCCUAAAAACAUCUGUGCAAAUAUUUACGUCUCUGAAGCUUGCAUGGUCAGGGUGAGAGGUCAGGGUGAGGGUCAGGGUGAGAGGUCAGGGUGAGGGUCAGGGGGAGAGGUCAGGGUGAGAGGUCAGGGUGAGGGUCAGGGUGAGAGGUCAGGGUGAGGGUCAGGGUGAGAGGUCAGGGUGAGGGUCAGGGUGAGAGGUCAGGGUCAGUGUGAGACUAAAGCUCUUUAAGGUUCCUGCUGUGGUGAAAAAUAAGUUUGAAGGUUUUUGUCUGGAAUGAAGAAGAAAUCAAAGUGCACUGAGUUUCCUUUGGUCUGGAUGAAUCUUUCACUGCCUGUGUCACAGUUACUGAUCAAAGAGUAAAAAGAGUUUAAAGAAAGAACCACGGACUUCCAAAGGUUUACGUCCAAACCAAAGACUUUUAAAUCAUCUGAAAUAACUGCACUAACAUCUUAGGUGUCUACAGUGAAGACAUUGGUAAUAUUUGGAAAACAUGUGUUUUUUAACAGAAAACUGUGUGUGUGUGUGUGUGUGUGUGUGUGUUGUUGGUCACGCUAACUUUAUUUCUUGUACAGAUUGUCUGUGUGUGUUUUUGUUUCAUGGUUAUUUAUUUAGAACCUGUUGUUUGUACAGAACCUUUCAAACGUCCACUUUCCUCCUACAGACUGAAAACAUUAGACCUGCAGGUAUCUGUUCAUCUUCUCUGUUGUGUAAUUGUGUAGGAGGAAACGGUCUAAUGAUGUGACUUGCACUGUUGUGUUUAAAGUGUCCUAACAUAUAAUAGAAUCACUCUGUGUUGCAAACACAUGUAGCUUGAGCUUGUUGUCGCAAACAUUGUAUUUAUAGUUUUUAAUAUUUAUGUCCAUAUAUGCUGAGCCAGCUGUUUUUUGUUUAGGCUAACAAAUCCUUUUAUUUCAUCUAACUGGAAUUCUGUAGGAAAUGUAUCCUUUUAAAACGCUUUGCACAAAGAUUAAAUGACGAAAUAACGAUGAGCCGUGACAUAUAAUAAUAUGAAGAGAACGUUGAAUCUCACAGAUUACAAAGUGUUUGACUUCUGUAACAGCAGAUAAUCCUCAGUAGAAGCUGAUUUUGUUUUUAAUGUGAAAACAUGACUUCAUUAGUUGUUUGUGUUUAAUGUCGAGAUGCACCAUAUUAUCCACAGAUAGGUCGUAUAUGUCGUAUACAUAUAUCGUAUAUAUAUUGUAUAUGUCGUAUAUAUGUUGUAUAUGUCGUAUACGUCUUAUAUAUUGUAUACAUCGUAUAUGUCGUAUACAUCAUAUGUAUUGAAUACUUCGUAUAUAUCAUAUAUUGUAUGUCGUAUACAUCAUAUAUAUCGUAUAUAUUGUAUAUGUCAUAUACAUCAUAUAUAGUAUGUGUCGUAUAAGUCGUAUAUAUUGUAUACAUCGUAUAUGUCGUAUACAUCAUAUGUAUUGUAUACGUCGUAUAUAUCAUAUAUUGUAUAUGUCGUAUACAUCGUAUAUGUCGUAUACUUAUAUAUCAUAUAAAGUCGUAUACAUCAUAUAUGUCGUAUACAUUGUAUAUGUCGUAUUCAUAUAUAUCAUAUAUAUCGUAUACAUCAUAUGUAUUGUAUACGUCGUAUAUAUCAUAUAUUGUAUAUGUCGUAUACAUCGUAUAUGUCGUAUACAUAUAUAUCGUAUAUAUCGUAUAUAUUGUAGAUGUCGUAUAUAUCGGCAAACACACCAGGAUCUGCGGAUGUAACCAAUGACGACUACAUUAGGCUAAAUAAGCCACUUCCUUGUUGACUUCUACAACUGGGUGAGGAAAGUUUAUAUCAACACCUGCUGUGACAUAAAUAUGCAAAAUAUGAUGUUAAUUUCCCUCCAGAAGAGACUAAAUAAACUUCGUGUGCUAUAUCAGUAAAACGUCCAGUAGGGUGCAUCUCUAGUGAGAUUCCUCUUUGCUUUGGAGCUGCCUUUCAGUGCAGGCUUGUUGCUGUGGUUCAUUUAUUUAUUCAUUGAUUUAUUUAUUCUUCUUUGCAUUUUAGCAAAUGCUUUUGUAAGAGGAAGUGUUUGUUGGUACUGAUUUUUAAAGAUUUUUAAGGCUAAUAAACAUUUUUAAGUAGUCACGUA
Molecule: messenger RNA, 7117 nt
Organism: Solea solea (common sole)
Lineage: Eukaryota; Metazoa; Chordata; Actinopteri; Pleuronectiformes; Soleidae
Product: DNA-binding protein RFX7-like
Exons: 10
Coding region: 1-4389 (1462 amino acids)
Biological process (GO): regulation of transcription by RNA polymerase II
Molecular function (GO): RNA polymerase II cis-regulatory region sequence-specific DNA binding; DNA-binding transcription factor activity, RNA polymerase II-specific
Source: RefSeq, a predicted model, not a curated record